Molecule: messenger RNA, 804 nt
Organism: Diplodia corticola
Lineage: Eukaryota; Fungi; Ascomycota; Dothideomycetes; Botryosphaeriales; Botryosphaeriaceae
Exons: 2
Coding region: 1-804 (267 amino acids)
Source: RefSeq, a predicted model, not a curated record
AUGGCUAUGCUCGGGAUGGGCAUCUUCUACGGCGGCGUCAUCACGGGGAUUCCCGUGGUGACGGGCGUGGCCGAGGGCGUGCACCAUCAGAAAGAGCAGAACAAGGAAGCCGCCAACGAGACGCGCAUGGUCAAGUUCUACAUGGACGUCUUCUGCGACGCCAAGAGCAGCAAGAGGGACGAGCUGGACGGGGGCAUCAUUGUGUUACACAAGGAACGAGUCUACGUAUGCCCCAAGGACGAAGCGACGGGCAUGCCGGCGUCGCCCGGGAAGCCGGGCGUCGCGACGCCGCCGCCGCCGCCGCACCCCUUCACCGGCUUCUACAUCAUGUACCCGGACGACGACCGCGACCCGCGCGAGCGCGGGCUCGUGUCGACGAUCCCGACGGAGCCGCCGAUGCUCAACUGGCUGUACGUCGACCGCGACGCGUGCUUCGUCACGCACGGCAACCGCACGCAGAGCAUCGCCCACCUCGUCGGCCCGUGGGACUGGACCGACGACGAGGAGGGCGUCACGCUCGAGGGGUGGGAGGGGUUCGUCGCCGUCGAGCUGGGCGAGGAUGAGGCGGUGGACGGGCUGCGGUGGCAGCUGUAUUACGAUCGCUGGGACGACAAGCUCGGCAAGGGCAAGGCGGUGGGCGGCAGGAGGGUGCUGCCGGUGAGUUUGGAGAGGAGGGUGCUGCCCGAGGAGCUGAGGAAGCAGCAGGAGGAGGAGGCGGAGAAGAAGAUGCAGGUUAAGAGCACUGGGGACUUGAAGACGAAGCUGGAUCUGAAGGAUCCGAAGGAGCAUCGGCCGUGGAAGUGA